Triticum turgidum subsp. durum (durum wheat) is the source of this 276-nucleotide messenger RNA. The record is from the annotation of a GenBank genome assembly. Lineage: Eukaryota; Viridiplantae; Streptophyta; Magnoliopsida; Poales; Poaceae.
AUGGCCGCUGCUUUCGUCUCGUCGAGGAGCCUGGCCGCCACCUGCCUCCUCGCCCUGCUCCUCGCCGGCUGCCUGGCCGUCGCGAUGCCCACCGCCGACGCGCGCCGUCUCCUCGUCGAGGCCAUGCCGCCUGCGGCGUCCCCAGGGUUCGCGCCGUCGCCGGCGUCGGGUUCUGAGGACGGUCACCACGCGGGCCGGAGUCUUUUCGAAGGUCGUGGCCUGCUCGCCGGUGGGUUCCGGCUCGCGGGGAGGUUGCUCAUUGGUGUUGAACUCUGA